AUGGAACAAUUGGAUUCUACUCACGCUCUCGACGCAGCAGCUCACCCUCCAGAUCGAUCCUCAUCGUUCCGUCCCGCUCACUGCUCGAGGGAGGGACAAGUGACACCACCCCCGUCGCCUCAGCCACCGACUGGGGACGGAUCCAGAACGCAGCUGUCAAGGCUGCUUCAUCGAUGCAGGUCUGCGAAAUCAAAGCAAAGCAGAUUACUGCAAGCCAGGUUUCCAACCGCCACGUCGCAAGAGACAUCCUUUCCAUUACUUCUGCCCGAAUUUCCGCCCAUUUGCGAGAACAAUUCUCCUACCACGACACUGCCUUCUCCCGGCCUACGCAGGAUGUCGGCGAGCUAUAACGACCUGCGUGCCCUGGCUCGCAAUGAAGCUGCUUCGAGCCCGAUCAGCUCAUUACUCCCAAGCCCUAUUACGGGAGCGCUGCAGAAAGAAGGUGGCUCGUGUUUCAGAUUCCACAACCCGCGAGAGCGUUUACCAACACCGAUCCCCAACGAAGAUUCUUUGGAUAGCCUGCACAUUUUGUCCUAUUAUUGCGACGAUCAGGACUGCGACGAUCAAGACCAAGGAAGCCACUCCUCCGAACACGGGAUACUUGAAAACGAUAAUCUAAGCACAGCGUCGGAAUCCAUGCCGGUAACACCGCGUGACAACGAGGAUCGAGGCAUUCUUUGUUCGGACGAAUCUGGAUGGCUGGCCAACACGACGUCGCAUGAAGAGAGGAUGCGGCGAUUCAAGGCUCGCUACUAUCAAGUCAUUCAGGGGCCUUGCGCCCUUGAUCGCACAGAAGGCAGCGAGGAUGGAGUGAAGAUCGCCACGGUCCUCGUUGGGCCAGGAAAGCCGAGACUAGUUCAUAUUCAACGUCCGCCUUCGAGUCAAUCGAGGACUGAAUCACCUGGAGAAGGGAUGUGUGCUCCAUCGACACCAAAGCAGGGGGCAAUCGAGGUCUCCGCCUUCAGCCCGUAUGACACCCCCUGCGAUAUGCCUCAAAUCGAGUCCCACGUUUCAGACAGCAUCUGCCCUCGUAUCUCGGAAGCCUCUCCUCCUCUGACCGGGUUCGUCCCACAGCUUACGACCUUUGCAAAGCGAAGCAAGACCAGCAUAUCAGAUACCCGCGAACCCCACGGCGCUGACAAUUGUAUCCGUAAAUUGACAGAUCCAUUCAUGACGUCGCCUCGGAGGACUCGAAGCGAUCGAUCGUUCCGCACGGUAGAGAAGAGGUGGGCGGUUUUGGACACACUAGAAGUGGACUUGCACUCAAUUUCAGAGCUGUCACCUUCAGCCAAGAGCGCGAAAUGGUCACGAUGCCGAAAGUUAGAAAGGGCGCUCAGUGCGGUGACUGUGGCCAUUGACGAAUUCCCCGAUGGCAUGCUCUGUCUCGACUCGCCUGCUGUCGUGGAGCUGCGGAAUCCACAAAUCUCGAAUGCAACCUACAUCGAGGCCCUUUGCCGAAUAUUUCCUUCUGCGUCACCACCGCUCAUUUCUGCCAUCACGGCCUGGGUGAUCGUCGAUCUCCACUUCUCUCGACUGAAAGACCAGAUCGUUCCCAUCGAGCGGUACUGGGCGCAGGCUGCGGCCUCGAACGAAAGUUUGCAUCGCAUUCCCGAGAAGGCGAGAGAAAUGUUGGGAAUUGGCCUCCCGGAUGAAACGUCCAUUAGGCUCAACGAGUAUGCGCUUCGAAAGAGAGCGAUGGCUAUGCAGGCAGGUAUCGGCGUUAUUGGGCAAAGGUUGAUCGAAGGUUUAAGAGGAUCGUGGGAUGAAGACAUAUGGCGAUCCCUGAAAGUCUUGGUGGAGGUAAUUGAGGCGAGUUCGCCGCGUUGGCCAUGA
Messenger RNA from Cladophialophora immunda, 1833 nucleotides. RefSeq lists its product as uncharacterized. The transcript is spliced from 2 exons. Bases 1 to 1833 code for a protein of 610 amino acids. Lineage: Eukaryota; Fungi; Ascomycota; Eurotiomycetes; Chaetothyriales; Herpotrichiellaceae. The record is from RefSeq and is a predicted model, not a curated record.